Messenger RNA from Dermochelys coriacea (leatherback sea turtle), 1018 nucleotides. Its product is annotated as histone H1-like. The transcript has a single exon. Bases 28 to 663 code for a protein of 211 amino acids. NCBI's taxonomy places the organism in Eukaryota, Metazoa, Chordata, Testudines, Dermochelyidae. Gene Ontology annotation, cellular component: nucleosome. Gene Ontology annotation, molecular function: structural constituent of chromatin; DNA binding. The record is from RefSeq and is a predicted model, not a curated record. Gene Ontology annotation, biological process: nucleosome assembly.
UCAGAUUUUUAGAAAACGCGAAUCACUAUGUCGGAAACGGCGCCUGUCGCAGUUCCUGCUGUCUCCGCUCCUGGGGCAAAAACCUCUACUAAAAAACCGAAGAAGGCGACAGGAGGCUCUAAAGCCCGCAAGCCUCCAGGUCCCAGCGUGACCGAGCUGAUCACCAAGGCGGUGUCCGCAUCCAAGGAGCGCAAAGGGGUCUCCUUGGCCGCUCUUAAGAAGGCUCUGGCCGCCGGAGGGUACGAUGUGGAAAAAAGCAACAGCCGCAUCAAGCUGGGGCUCAAGAACCUGGUGAGCAAGGGCACCUUGGUGCAGACCAAAGGUACCGGCGCAUCCGGCUCUUUUAAACUCAACAAGAAUCCGGGUGAGACCAAGGAAAAGGCGCCCAAGAAAAAGCCAGCGACAAAGCCUAAGAAACCAGCUGCCAAAAAAACCAAAAAGGCUGCGGCCGUGAAAAAGAGCCCGAAAAAAGUCAAGAAGCCAGCAGCUGCCGCAGCCAAGAAACCAGCCAAGAGCCCGAAAAAGGUGAAACCUGCCGCCAAGCCUAAGAAGGCAGCCAAGAGCCCGGCUAAGGCCAAAGCGGUGAAGCCUAAAGCGGCCAAGCCCAAGUCGACGAAGCCAAAAGCAACGAAGGCUAAGAAAGCCGCACUCAAGAAGAAGUAAAAGGGUUAGAAAGAAAUUUGUCAUGCAGGGAAAUCCAACGGCUCUUUUAAGAGCCACCCACCCUUUCCCAGAGGAGCUGAAACACCAGGUUCACCUCCAUAACCUCGUGCUGCUUUUCAUGAAGCGCACAACUUUAAAAAACGAAAGUAAUAGAAAAGAGGGAGACAUAAAACGAUCGGUUUCAUACAUUUUUCCCUCUUUGCCCGCGACAAGAAACAACAUGGUAUCAAUUCUUUAAAAUACAGGACGCUGGUUCAUUUAUAUUUGAGAGGGGUGUAUUAAAAUCGAUCUAGAGGAUCGGCCCAAAUUCAUGAUUACUAGCAGCCAAACAGGUUUCUUCCCCUACCCACUCAGG